Camponotus floridanus (Florida carpenter ant) is the source of this 2619-nucleotide messenger RNA. RefSeq names its product annetocin receptor-like. The coding region runs from base 438 to 1565 and encodes 375 amino acids. The record is from RefSeq and is a predicted model, not a curated record. Gene Ontology annotation, cellular component: membrane. The transcript has 6 exons. Lineage: Eukaryota; Metazoa; Arthropoda; Insecta; Hymenoptera; Formicidae. Gene Ontology annotation, molecular function: vasopressin receptor activity; peptide binding. Gene Ontology annotation, biological process: G protein-coupled receptor signaling pathway.
ACGUGCAAUAUCGAUGUGCACGCGUGACUCGCGCGAAUCGCAUAGAUCGAGAAAGUUGCUCAAGUGACUUGCAAAAAGCUACUCGCUCCCGUGGGAAUUCGCUAUCCGCGGAUUACUCUCCCGCGUUUCUCCAACACGCCGAUGGAUUUUCGACCGGAUAUGUCCAUCUCUUGACCGUAACAUCGAACCGUGUUUGAUCGUCCUCGAUCGGCGUGCUUCACAAUAUGUUCAACAAUAUUUUCCACAAAAAUUGCAUCGAGACAACAAGCGUUGUUACAUCAUUGCUAUCGGAACUUCAUAUGAAUAUUCAAUCGGUGAGCACGCGAGUUCACGUCACACGCUCGUAGUUCUUUUUUUUUCGGGACGAAUUUUGUCUGACAGAGCGAAAAGUGGAGAAAGAGAUUGAGAAAGGAAAGUGUAGAGUAUUUUGAAAAAAUAUGUUUUACGACUCGAAUACUACGCUACCGUCAUUGUCACCUUCGAUGCAAACGCCAGACAACACGAGAGACGAAUAUCUCGCCAGAUGGGAAAUUGCAAUUUUAACCAGCAUAUUUCUCAUCACACUCAUCGGCAACACUCUGAUCCUGUUUGCCCUUUAUGUUAGACGACGUUAUCAGCGACAAAAAUUCACUAGAAUGUAUUUUUUCAUUCUACAUUUGAGCGUCGCCGAUCUGUUGACAGGUUUGCUUGAUGUUUUACCGCAACUUGCUUGGGAUAUAACAUUCAGAUUUCAGGGCGGAGCAGUGCUCUGUAAACUGAUCAAAUUCGGACAGCCAUUCGGUCCGUAUCUCAGUUCCUAUGUCCUGACGGUCACCGCAAUAGACAGGUAUCAGGCCAUUUGCCAUCCAUUUAGUUACUGCAGCAAUACGUCUAGAAGAUCGAAAAUAAUGGUGUACGGGGCAUGGGUGUUCGCCGCUAUACUGUGUGUACCGCAGAUUUUUAUAUUCUCAUACGAGGAAAUAUCGCCAGACGUCUGGGACUGUUGGGCCACUUUUAAUCUGAAAUAUGGCGAGAGAGUUUAUGUCACUUGGUAUAGUAUCGUGCAAUUCCUAUUACCCUUCAUAGUACUUGUAUACACAUAUGCAAGUAUAUGUAUAGCAAUAUGGAGGAGCAAUAAGAUGUCAGGAGUCAUUGAUUCCAAAAAGAAAAAUAAGAUCAAUUUCUCGCAACAAAAUCGGAAUCCCUUCAUGUCUAAAGCUAUGCUCAAUACUGUGAGACAGACGAUUAUUGUUAUUACUUUAUAUAUUGUUACCAGUAGUCCAUUUAUCGGAUGUGAACUCUGGGCAACGUGGGAUCCUAAAGCUUUUAGUUUGCCAUUUUUUACUGGAGCUGCUUUCACUAUUCUAAGUCUACUAAAUAGUCUCACGAGUUGCGUCAACCCUUGGAUUUACUUUGCUUUCAACAAAGAUUUACGUACAGCGUUGACAACUUUUUUCUACAGAAGAAAAAACCAUUCGUUAAAUUAUGAUAUAGAUGCACAUCAAAAUGCGUUAGAUGCACCUUCUGCAACGUCAUCGUUUAUUUCUAGAAUUUCACGACUUGCAAGUUCAAAGAUAUUCGGGUGAGGAGAAAACAAAACAAAGUUUGCAUUUUGAGAACUGCUUUGAAUAUAAAGAAUAUAUUGUGAAUAUAUAGUGUUUUUUCGUGCAUACAUACAACUGCAAAGUAUGAAUGAUUUUCGUGAUACAACAAUGUCAUGCAAUAUGUGAUUUUUUUAAAUAAGAAUUUCUUAAUAAAACUAUCUGUUAGGUACUAUCAGUUAAAAAAAUCAUUUAUUUUUUUAAAUAUCUGUACAAACAAGUUACUUUUUUGUGGGAAUUCAACAUGAUUAGCCAUAUGGUUUGUAAUAUGAAUCUUCAUCACUUGAAAAUAUUCACGAUAUUCGAUCAUGUGUAUUUAUCACAUAACCAUAUAACCGUUUUAAAAACUGCUUUGAAUAUAAAGAAUAUAUUGUGAAUAUAUAGUUUAUUUUUCGUGCAUACAUACAAUGCAGAGUAUGAAUGAUUUUCGCGAUACAACAAUGUCAUGCAAUAUGUGAUUUUUUAAAAUAAGAAUUUCUUAAUAAAAUUAUCUGUUAGGUACUAUCUGUUAAAGAAUCAUUUAUUUUUUUAAAUAUCUGUACAAACAAGUUACUUUUUUGUGGGAAUUCAACAUGAUUAGCCAUAUGGUUUGUAAUAUGAAUCUUCAUCACUUGAAAAUAUUCACGAUAUUCGAUCAUGUGUAUUUAUCACAUAACCAUAUAACCGUUUUAAAAACUGCUUUGAAUAUAAAGAAUAUAUUGUGAAUAUAUAGUUUUUUUUCGUGCAUACAUACAAUGCAGAGUAUGAAUGAUUUUCGCGGUACAACAAUGUCAUGCAAUAUGUGAUUUUUUUUAAAUAAGAAUUUCUUAAUAAAACUAUCUGUUAGGUACUAUCAGUUAAAAAAGUCAUUUAUUUUUUUAAAUACCUGUGCAAACAAGUUGCUUUAUUGUGGGAAUUCAACAUGAUUAGCCAUAUGAUUUGUAAUAUCCAUAAAUCGUCAUGAAUCUUCAUCACUUGAAAAUAUUCACGAUAUUCGAUCGUGCGUAUUUAUCACAUUACCAUAUAACGGUUUUGAGAACUGCUUUGAAUAUAAAGAAUA